This is a messenger RNA of Papilio xuthus (Asian swallowtail), 1857 nucleotides long. RefSeq lists its product as uncharacterized. The transcript is spliced from 5 exons. Gene Ontology annotation, biological process: sleep; regulation of synaptic transmission, cholinergic; positive regulation of voltage-gated potassium channel activity. Lineage: Eukaryota; Metazoa; Arthropoda; Insecta; Lepidoptera; Papilionidae. Bases 243 to 722 code for a protein of 159 amino acids. The record is from RefSeq and is a predicted model, not a curated record.
UUGGUUUUCAGUCGAUAAUUGUACCGAACGCUAACGCGUAGUCGUUUGCUCAAAAGAGGCACUAAUUUAUACUUAACUAAUUAUAUAGUUAUGGUGUUUUUUGAUAGUAAUUAUUGAAGUUGAUUAUCAGACUUUUGUUAUUAAAUGCUUACUGGAGAAGAUUUCGAUUUUCUUUUAUGUGAAGUGAACAAUAUUGAUUAGUUUUGGUGGAGUAGUGGAACUAGGAACUAGCAAAAUAAAUAAUGGACAAAAUACAACAUAGGAAUACUGUCUUCUUGAUCACAGUAACAAUUCUAUCCUGGAUGUCUGUGGUGGAAAGCAUAGACUGUUUUAAAUGCGUGUCUAUGAACGGCCGCUUCCCGGCGUGCGACGAUCCUUUCCACAACAACCACUCGCUUCAGCUGCUCGAAUCGCCUUGUAUGGGCGGCAGGAAGGGGAGAGACGGUCUCUUCCCUGCCACAUCGUGUAUCAAGAUCGCUGGGAUAUUCGAUGAUACUGGCGAGAAGAUUACAGUCCGCGGCUGUGGGCUGGACUCGGGCACCGCUACGACAGACACGGAGAUCAUAAGAAUGUCGCAUUGUGGACGAUUCUACUACGAUGACAGAUACGUACACGGCUGCCUCCAGAGUUGCAAUGACGCGGACGCCUGCAACUCCUCUGACGUCAUCAAAUCCCCGAUGCUACUGGCAACACUAUUACUGAUGACGUCAUCACUCAGCUAACGGAUGUCAUGUUAUGUAGUUUAAUUUAUACAACGCUAUUCGUGCACGAUAACAUGAUGCUGGAGUGACCUUGUCUUUGAUAGCAUAGACUAUAUCUACUAAUGCAAGUGGCAUACCUGUAAUGUUAUAUUGAAAAAAUAUAUGUUACGUGAACAUAAUAUAUUUGCGGCAAUUCAUAUAAUAAGUUUUAUGUCUGUCCAGGCCGCGUUUGUUUUCUUUUCAUCUUUGAAACUGUUGUGUCAGAUUUUAAUGGGACUCUUAUUGGAAGGUAUUUGAUGUAUGCGGUAAAAUAUCUAUAAAUGGAUAGGUUAUUGAUUGAAAAAUCAGUUCUGAUCCUAACCACUGUUAGCAAUCGUAACCAUCAGCGCCAAAAUGGCGAUAAUCGAAUGAGCACAAAAUACCGCGACUAUAGCCUGUCAUGCAUAGAGGUCAGUGAUGCGAAAGUAACAUAAGCUACUUUUUUAUCCGCGCUAAAGAAAUGGCUGAAUAACAAUUAAAUUUAUUAUAAAUUCUGUAUAACAAUAAAACACACAAUUAGUUAAAUAUGUAUAUUUGCCAUUAAUUAUUAUUUUUAAACGUUUAUUAACAUAUCUUUGGAUAUGACAAAUAUAUUUGACUCGGUGAGAGGCGCUACUAUCGCGGUUCAUUCGGCAUAGGAAACAAAAGAGAAUAAUCUCGCUAAGACAAGAUACAGCACGAUUCUUUUGUUAUUGACAGGAGGGCGCUAGUGAGCUGUCAAUUAAGUUUGACUUACGCUCAUCGAGUCAAAUAUCCUUGUCGGUUUUUAUCACUGAUUUCUAUAAAUGUAUAAGCGAUUUUUUGGAAGUAAUAGCUAUUGUUUCAUUCCGAUUUAAACACCCCUGCGGGGUUAGACAAAGAGCAUUCGCCAGCGAUUCCAUAACGAUCUUCAAGUAAGUAUAUAACUGAUAAUAACUUUGGAUAAGUCACGCGAUUGUCGCGACACAGUUGCAUACAAUCUUUGAACUUAGUAGCGACUGCAUUUUGUCUAGCUUCGCCGUUUAAUUGUAUUAGUUCCAAUUCACACCACCGCUAUAAAACUCUACCAUAAGCUCCAAAAUGGUGAAAAUCAAAUAGGCACAAAAUACUUCGUCUUAUAAGCCAGUCCAUUUAUAGA